AUGAAAAUGUUAUCUAAAAGAGCUACAUGUGAUGAUUCACAUGGCCAAGACUCGUCUUACUUCCUCGGGUGGCAGGAGUACCAGAAGAACCCUUACCAUGAUGUUCAAAACCCAACUGGGAUUAUUCAGAUGGGUCUCGCCGAGAAUCAGCUCUCCUUCGACAUUAUUGAAUCAUGGCUUGCGAGCAACCCGGACGUGGCCGGGUUCAAAAGAAACGGAAGAUCCAUAUUCAGAGAGUUGGCGCUCUUCCAAGACUAUCAUGGCCUACCAGAAUUCAAGAAUGCACUGGUAGAGUUCCUGGCAGAAAUUAGAGGAAACAGAGUAAGAUUUAAUCCGAACAUGCUCGUUCUCACCGCCGGUUCAACUUCAGCCAAUGAAACUCUCAUGUUUUGCCUUGCUGAACCAGGCGAAGCGUUCCUUCUUCCCACUCCUUACUAUCCAGGGUUUGAUAGAGAUCUUAAAUGGAGAACAGGGGUUGAAAUUGUUCCAAUACAUUGCUCGAGUUCAAGUGACUUCAGAAUCACUGAGCCAGCACUAGAAGAAGCUUAUCAACAAGCUCGAAAACUUCGUUUAAAAAUUAAAGGUGUAUUGAUCACAAACCCUUCAAACCCUCUAGGAAGAACAAUGAGUCCAGAUGAGCUUAACCUUCUCAUCAGUUUCGCCAUUGCUAAAAAUAUUCAUUUAGUGAGUGAUGAGAUAUAUUCGGGGUCCGUUUUUGAUUCUCCAAAUUAUAUAAGCAUCACAGAAGCUGCAACAGCCAGAAACCUCAAAGACUCCGAUGUUUGGAAGCGAAUUCACGUUGUUUAUAGUCUGUCGAAGGAUCUAGGCCUUCCCGGAUUCCGGGUAGGCAUGAUCUACUCCAACAAUGAAACAGUAGUUGCAGCUGUGACCAAAAUGUCAAGCUUUGGACUUGUCUCUUCUCAAACUCAGUACCUGCUCUCAAAUAUUCUAGCUGACAAGAAAUUCACGAAGAGUUACAUAAAAGAGAAUCAAAGGAGGCUUAAAAAGAGACAACAAAAGCUCCUUUGUGGCCUUGAGCAAACAGGUAUUGGGUGUUUGAAGAGCAAUGCAGGACUGUUCUGCUGGGUAGACAUGAGGCACCUACUAAACACUAAUACCUUUGAAGCAGAAAUGGAACUAUGGAAGACGCUCAUUUUUGAAGUUGGGUUGAACAUCUCUCCAGGGUCUUCCUGUCACUGCGUGGAACCGGGCUGGUUUCGUAUUUGCUUCGCAAACAUGUCCGACCAAACCCUAAACCUUUCACUGCAGCGGAUCAAGGCUUUUGUGGACUCUGUUGACGGUGGUGGACACAGUCAGAACCACCAACCAUCUAUCUGCAGUAAACAAAGAAGAGGAAGGUCACUCACCGAGUGGGUUCUCCAAUUAUCACUUUAUGAUCAUGAGCCAGAUCGUUAA
Cornus florida is the source of this 1416-nucleotide messenger RNA. RefSeq names its product 1-aminocyclopropane-1-carboxylate synthase 3. The transcript is spliced from 5 exons. The record is from RefSeq and is a predicted model, not a curated record. Bases 1 to 1416 code for a protein of 471 amino acids. Gene Ontology annotation, biological process: biosynthetic process; amino acid metabolic process. NCBI's taxonomy places the organism in Eukaryota, Viridiplantae, Streptophyta, Magnoliopsida, Cornales, Cornaceae. Gene Ontology annotation, molecular function: transaminase activity; pyridoxal phosphate binding.